CCCGGGCCCAAAGGGCUCCCCAUCGUCGGUAACGUUUUUGAUGUGCCCAUGAAGAAUGGGUGGGUGGUGUACAGGGAUUGGGCGCGUCAGUAUGGCUCCGACAUCGUUCAUCUUCAGGCACUCGGCGCGCACAUUAUCGUAAUCAACAGCGCUGUGGCCUCCAAAGAGCUGCUCGACAAGCGUCCCCACAUAUACUCUGACAAGUAAAGAACAAUCCGUCAUGUUGACCGAGCUCACCGGAUGGCAUCGCAAUUGGGGGCUUCUGCCGUACGGCGAUUACUGGAGAACACACCGCAGGUUAUUCCAUCAGUAUUUCCGCCCCCGUGCUGUCCCGCAGUAUCACCUCAAACAAGCUAAAGCGGUCCACAAGCUGCUGCAGUCGCUUCUAAAAUCCGGUGACGACUUCGUCCCACAUGUUCGCUACAUGGCAGGAUCUAUGAUUCUCGAUAUCGUUUAUGCAUCUGACGCGCAGCCUGGCGACCCCCGAAUUGAACUCGUAGAGAAGGCCGUGUAUACGGUCAACCAUAUCAUCAAUGCGGGAAUCUUCCUUGUUGAUGUCUUCCCUAUCUUGAAGCAUGUACCGGCAUGGUUCCCAGGGGCACGCUUCAAACGCCAAGCAGCCGAGUGGAAGACGUUGGUCGAUGCCAUGUACGAGGAGCCUUACCACCAGUUCAAAAAAGCAAUGAAAGACGGCAGCGCUCAGCCGUGUCUCGCGGCAUCCUUGCUGUCCGACACUGGCGAGACAGAUCUGUCAACGUCUGACGAGAUAUUUAUGAAUAUCACAGGGACGACAUAUGCAGCUGGCGCAGACACAACGGUCAUCGUACUUUCCACAUUCGUCCUCGCCAUGGUUCUGUACCCGGAGGCACAAGCCCUGGUACAAGAGGAGAUCGAUCGCGUCGUUGGUCGGGAUCGCUUACCAGAGAUGGAUGACCAGAAUUCUCUUCCCUGCGUCACGGCCGUGAUAUACGAGGUCCUACGGUGGCAUUCACCUCUCCCUCUAGCGUCUCCGCGCCGUGCAAUGACCGAUGAUGAGUACAAUGGCUAUCACAUCCCGGCGGGCUCAGUGGUCAUGGGAAAUUCUUGGGCCAUUCUCCACGACGAAGAGAUAUAUCCGGACCCAGACACAUUCAACCCCAGACGAUUCCUCUCCGCAGACGGAAAACUGCGGGACGACGUUCCUUUCCCCACGGAGACGUUCGGGUACGGACGCAGGAUAUGUGCCGGCCGUCACUUCGUUCUCGAUAUGCUCUUCAUAGCCGUGUCCAACCUUCUAGCCGUCUUCACGAUCGAGAAAGCCGUGGACGAGAACGGCAAGGUCAUCGAGGUCAAGGAGGAAUUUGCCCCGCACGUAUUCAGCCCGCCCAAGCCAUUCGAGGCUCGUUUCGUGUCGCGAUAUUCAGGAUCAGAGAGUCUCAUACGGUCGGCCAUUCUAGCGGAUACAUAGCUUGCUCGAAUUAGAAUGUUCGGUGCUAGUGGCGGCUGAAAU
Molecule: messenger RNA, 1489 nt
Organism: Phanerochaete carnosa HHB-10118-sp
Lineage: Eukaryota; Fungi; Basidiomycota; Agaricomycetes; Polyporales; Phanerochaetaceae
Exons: 14
Coding region: 221-1447 (408 amino acids)
Molecular function (GO): iron ion binding; monooxygenase activity; oxidoreductase activity, acting on paired donors, with incorporation or reduction of molecular oxygen
Source: RefSeq, a predicted model, not a curated record